AUGGACCAGGCAGAUAUACCGGCAUUGCUGUCGCGGUUGGCUAGCGACGAAGAUGCCGCGCGGAAAAUGGCAGUUUUUAAACUGCAAUCCUCUAUAAAUGACCCUUCCUUCGCCGAUGUAUUCAUCUCCUCUGGCGGUUUAAUUAUACUACGGCGUCUUAUCAUGAGUACCGGCGGCAAUACCCUCGCAUAUUCGCUACAAAGUCUCACUCGACUGCUUGAGGUGGACAUGGGAUGGGAUAUCUUCGAGGGCCCGACUGCAGGUGAUUUAGUUGAGCGCGUUGUCGAACUCAUCGUCACAAAUCCAUUGGUCAACAUUCUUCGAGGUGCUAUGUCCAUUCUCGUCGCACUUGUCAGCCAUUCGCAGUCUACCUCGUCAGGAGGACGGGUGCCUGUAUCGUUCGGCUUCCGCGCAUUAAAACCAGCGGUCGCCGUAUAUCCACAGUUCUUCGACCUCGUCAUACAGCAAUUAAACUCGGCGGACCACGCCCUCUGCGCCAACGCGCUUAUGUUGAUCAACGCUCUCAUAAGGGAUGCCGUCUCAGGCGAGUCUAAUCUCGACAGUAGUAAGACAGCUGGUACUGGGGAAGAGUGGCCUAAAUUUAUAAGGAGAUUACAAGAUCUGGGUCUAAUCAAGGCAGUAUACAACUUGAUGCAAAGUUCGGCACUGCAAGAUCUUGCACAUCCGCUGUUGGAGUUUCAGUCUCUUACGAAGGUGCUGCUUCAAAAGUGGCGGCAAGUUCAGGUUGACGUUGAAAGACCCGAACAUAGGAGAGCGUUAAAAGGGCUUCACCUUGCUAGCGCACCAAAUAGAGACCAUGCGAGUGGCGUAGGGAAAGUCGAAGAGCUUCAGGAGUCCGGAAAGAAGGGUAGCAGAAGACACAAUCCCGAGAAGUGGAGAAGGCUUGGCUUCGAGACUGAGGGUCCGGCGGCGGAGUUUAACAAUACGGGGUUUCUUGGGCUUAUGGAUCUUGCGGACUACGUGCGAAAGAACGAAGAUGGUUUUCAGAAGUUACUUCUGGAGCAGGCCACUAAGCCGCUUCACGAACGUUGUCCUAUCGCUAGAUCCAGUCUAGCGGUUACCCUUAUUUUGUACGAACAUUUCGAUUGUGAUAAAUCAGAAAUGGAAGACCUAAGAGAAUAUCAAUUAUCAGACGGAAAUCACCAAGACAAACUCUUCCGACCGUUACUUCUCCAAUGGUCUAGAUUACAUACUGCUGGUUUAAAUGCAUUCUUCAAGCUAUGGAAAUCUACAGGCGCAGAACAGGAGGAUUUUGAGAAGGUGGCAGAAUUGGUUCGUAUACUUGUCGACCAGGUUGUAGGACAGGCUGGCCGAUCAAAGGACGUCUUAGAGGUCGAGGAUGAUCUAGUUGAAUACGACUUAGGGCGGCUGCGCGAGCUCCAAAUGGAGCUCCUAGAACUCUCGUUCGACGACCAAUGGGGUCAGCACCUUUACAAAGUACGGGAAAGCUUAAACCAAGAGGCUCUCACAUUUAUCAAGGAACAACGUGUCCGAUGUCUCUUACAAGGUUGCUGGUUUUCGAAGCCAUCGACGCGGAAGGACGACCAAGGGAAUAAUGCAUCCAACCGCCGUGCAGCUAAUGGUACAAAUUGGAGGUACGCUAAAUUGUCGCACAACCGCCGCUAUCUGCACUGGGCCGAUUUUGCGUUUCGAACCGGGCCGGAGCCGAACCUGGAUGCGCUUAGCGAGAAGGUAGAUCUACGAGAAGUUAGCUCUGUCGCGUCUAACGUAUCUGCUCCGUCUGGUGAUGCGGGCGGCGAGACGAGCAACAGCACAAAGAUUACAAUAUUUGGCUAUCUUAAUAUUGACGAGGCCAACAAGGCUAAAGACCUGAGCGACAUAAAAGAGGAGCCAUUGCUCACUUUACAUCCUUUGAACCAUAGCCUAGCAUCGGAAUGGCUCGACGGCUUGCUAAUGCUGCUAGGCCAAACCCCUAUAACAGCAGAGACUAAUAAGCUCAUCAAGCUAGUACAAGACUAUGGCAUGAAGAUCAGACUGUUGAAUGUCCGGAUGGAAGCUACUUACAUGGGUCCACCAGAAGGUGCAGGCGUAGUGCCGAGUAGAGAGGAACUAAAUGACGAUUAUUGGUACGAAAUUUAA
Molecule: messenger RNA, 2121 nt
Organism: Daldinia childiae
Lineage: Eukaryota; Fungi; Ascomycota; Sordariomycetes; Xylariales; Hypoxylaceae
Product: Engulfment and cell motility protein 2
Exons: 1
Coding region: 1-2121 (706 amino acids)
Biological process (GO): cell motility; actin filament organization
Cellular component (GO): plasma membrane
Source: RefSeq, a predicted model, not a curated record